GAGGUGGAAGAAAUAGAGGUGGAUCUCUAGCCAAUCGUGGUGGCAGAGGAGGCAGAUUUAGAUUCACUAAUGGCAAAAAAAAGAAGAGUAAAGGUAGAUCUAAUAACCAUCGUGGGAAUUCCAUGCCUAACUACAAUGUACCUGAACUUAUGGAUCUUGAAGAUAAUGUGUAUAUUCCAGAAAUUGGAAGCUCUGUUCCAAAGGGUAGUAUGAGAAGUUUAUCUAGACGUCCAGCCAGGCAACAGAUGUUCGCUGAAGCUCAAUAUACAGAUAAACAUAUUGAACAAACUGUGAAUCAGCCUUUACGUAAAAGAGGUAUAGAAUUUGUUAAGGCUAAAGAGGUAUAUGAUCCGAGUGCAGAUUUGUUCAAAAAAAUGAAUAAGUCAAACACAAUGUCUGAAAAAGAAGGAGAUAUUGUGGAUGGAAUGAAUUCUUUGAAUGUUGAAAACCUUCAAUCACCAACUGAUUCAAACUCUGAUGGUUACACUUUACCCAAAGAGUCGGUUUCUAAGGGCCUAGAGACUGAAAUUACUCCUGAUGACCUUUCUGGUAGUAUUGAUAAGAAAACGGAUGAGGAGGUUACAACUCAUAAAACUGAAUUCUCUGUUCCAGUUCCUGAAACCGAAGACACAUCAAGCGAAUCAGAUGAAAAAACAUCAUCAUCCAAGAAUGAUACUUCUAAGAGUGAUCCAACCAAGGAUGACGCUACAACCCAAAUUGAUCCCGUCGAUCCAAUUGAUUUCGUAAUAGAUACAGAAGGCGAUAAGGAAAUCAUGUCUUCUGCAGCGGUAUCAAAACCACCCACUUAUGCAUUAGUUGAUCAGCCAAAGCCUGCUGAACCAGUUCCUGGUACUCAGCUUGAACAUGAUCCAUAUCUAACUGUCGGAAAUGUUUCUUUACAUACGAAAAGAGAUCAUGAUGGUAACACUACGACGUCUUUAAUGACCUCUUCAGAGCUGACAGAUAUCCGUUCAGGAUUUAUUGACGAAAGAUCUAAUAAUAAAGACUUUGGUGAGGAUAUGAGUGAUAUUUCAGAUGAUGACGUUUCGGGUUAUAAAGACUAUAUCAAGCUGGUAAUGGAUAACAUGCUGAAGGAAAACAGCGAUUAUGAUGAUGAUGUAUACGAAAGUGAUACUAAUUUUGAUAUCAUGGCAUCAUCCUCAAGCUCAGAUGAAGACGAAGAUAGUGAUGCACAAAGUUCGGAUAAUGAUGUUUCUAAGGAUCCAGAAUAUGGGUUCCUCCCAGAAGAUUAUGAAUUUGACGUAUCCCAAUUGGACAUCAGUAAUGUCAGAUUGGGUCUUAAAAAUCAAUACUACGCUAAAAAUUUUGAAUUGACUGGCUCAAUGUCAGAUUUUAUGUGGAUUGAUGAAGAUGAAUUAUUUGAUUUUGUUAUACUGAAAGGUGUUAAAGAACAUAGACUUCAUAGUUAUAUGAAAUUCGCAACAAAAGGCUUGAUUGAUGAAGACGAGUUUUCUCAACCAGACUAUUCGGACGUUUAUAUUUCUGAGAGUUCUGAAGAUGAAGAAGAUGAUGAUGUAUCACAGGAGGGCGACAACUUAGAUGAUUUACUACAAUUUUCAAGAGCUCAAGCUCAGCGUCAACAAGGCUAUGAUGAAAUCGAUUUCCCAUCAACCCAAUCUAUCGAGACUACUGGUAAAGGUAAGAAGAAGAAGUUGAAGUUAGAUCGAUUUGAUCUUGAAAAUGACUUAAUUGAGUCCUUACAAGAUCAAUAUCAAACUCACAGAGAAGCUAAGAAGAAUAAGAAGAGUAGAAAAGAAGAAGAAAAGCUACUCAAUGGCUUAGCUAAUGAUGAUCUAAGAAUAAAAUAUCCUUAUUCUCUUCAUAUAAGGGAUAUAAGAGAUGAGUUUGAAAAUUUCCUCCAUGACUCCAAUCGACAAGAUAUGAGUUUCCCUCCGCUAGACCCACAUGGUAAUAAAACUAUUUGUAAAAUGGCAACUUGUUAUAAUAUGAAGUCAUCCAAAAAUGGUGGGAAUGGGUUAAAAUCUUUUAUAAAAGUUUCAAAAAACAGAAAGACUUUCCAUUAUUUGCCUAAAUUUGACCAGGUAGGUAAUAUAUUAAGACAGAGACCUAUUUUCAACAGAACCGAUGCCAAAAGGCCAAAGGAUGAAAUAGAUAAGACCGAUGGUAAAAGAAAAGAUAAACAGAGAAGAAGAACUAAACCAGAAAAUAAGGCUGUUGCCAAAGAAGGUGAUAUAGUUGGUAUUAAUGCACCAGAAAUUGAUCGUAAUAAUAUUGGUAGACAAUUAUUAGAAAAGCUUGGUUGGACUCAAGGUGAAGGUUUAGGUGCUCAUGGCAAUAAGGGUAGCAGCGAUUUUGUUUUAGCUAAAGUGAAAAAGACAAAGACUGGUUUGAAAUAGAUAUGACGUUCAUUAUACAUUAAAUCUAGAUACCAUCUAGUGGCUUUAUAGAAAAGAAAGAGAAAAAAAAAAGAUAUAUUUAAU
Molecule: messenger RNA, 2462 nt
Organism: Hyphopichia burtonii NRRL Y-1933
Lineage: Eukaryota; Fungi; Ascomycota; Pichiomycetes; Serinales; Debaryomycetaceae
Exons: 1
Molecular function (GO): nucleic acid binding
Source: RefSeq, a predicted model, not a curated record